AUGGACAGAGAUAAGAGACAAGCAGCUGGAGGGAACGGGAGGUUUAACCUUUUAGAAGCUGCAUGUGGGAGACUCGAGGCUACAGGACAUCGUGGAGGAGAAAGGUACAAGCGAGUGGUGACCCCUCGGCGAGCGGGGCUGGCAGUGGUGAUAUGCUGGAUGGUGGCUUUCAUCGUGGGACUCACGCCCAUGUUUGGCUGGAACAACCUGAGUCGCCUCCAGCAGAACGGCUCCAUCAGCUCUGACCUCAUUAUCACCUGCCAGUUUGAAAACGUCAUCAGCAUGGACUACAUGGUCUAUUUCAACUUCUUCGGCUGGGUGCUGCCGCCGCUGCUGCUCAUGCUGGUCAUUUAUGCAGAGAUCUUCUACAUGAUCCACAAGCAACUUAACAAUAAGAAGUUCACCACCAGUCACUCAGACCCCAACAAGUACUAUGAUAAGGAGCUGAAUCUUGCUAAAUCGCUGGCUCUGGUUCUUUUUCUCUUUGCCAUCAGCUGGCUCCCCCUCCACAUCAUCAACUGCAUCACACUAUUCUACCCUGAGUGCGAGAAGCCCAUAGUCCUUCUCUACAUCGCCAUCCUGCUCACCCACGGCAACUCUGCUGUCAACCCAAUCGUCUACGCAUUCCGCAUUAAGAAGUUCCGCACGGCAUUCAGGAAAAUCUGGCAGCAUUAUCUCUGCUGCAAGGACACACCAGCUCUGGAGAUUCAGCCCAGUGACAAGAAAGAGAUGCCCAAUCCAGAGCCACUGCAGGCAACAUCACCGCAGCCCCUCCAGAAGAACAUCCUAAAAUCUGAUCCAACACAACAGCAGUUGCCUCCAACUGAGCAGCAGCAGGACCUGAGGACCGAACAACUACAGCAACCUAAAGAACAUCCGCCCUUACUGGAGCAGAAUGUAGUUUAA
Micropterus dolomieu (smallmouth bass) is the source of this 906-nucleotide messenger RNA. RefSeq names its product adenosine receptor A1-like. NCBI's taxonomy places the organism in Eukaryota, Metazoa, Chordata, Actinopteri, Centrarchiformes, Centrarchidae. Gene Ontology annotation, molecular function: G protein-coupled adenosine receptor activity. The transcript has 2 exons. Gene Ontology annotation, cellular component: dendrite; membrane; synapse. Gene Ontology annotation, biological process: G protein-coupled adenosine receptor signaling pathway. The coding region runs from base 1 to 906 and encodes 301 amino acids. The record is from RefSeq and is a predicted model, not a curated record.